This is a messenger RNA of Anisakis simplex (herring worm), 849 nucleotides long. NCBI's taxonomy places the organism in Eukaryota, Metazoa, Nematoda, Chromadorea, Rhabditida, Anisakidae. The record is from the annotation of a GenBank genome assembly.
AUGCGAUCUUUCGCGUUGGGUGCGGGUUUGUGUUCUGUAGCCGGAGCUGGUACUCUUUUGUAUGCAUUGGAGAAUGCGAUCAGAGUGGAAGCUGGUGAGCAUGUUGUACACGCAUAUAAAUUGCCUUGGUCACAUUCCGGUCCGUUCUCAUCGUUGGAUAUGGCUUCCGUUCGUCGAGGCUAUGAAGUGUACAAACAAGUGUGUGCAGCGUGUCAUUCGAUGAAGUUCAUUCAUUAUCGCCAUUUUGUUGACGUGUUUAUGACUGAAGAAGAAGCGAAGGCUGAGGCUGCCGAGGCAACAAUUCGCGAUAUCGAUGAUAAAGGAGCACCAAUGGAACGACCUGGUAUCUUAACUGAUCCCCUGCCGGCACCCUACCCGAAUAAAAAGGCCGCAGCAGCUGCCAAUAACGGCGCAGCACCACCAGAUCUGUCUUUGAUGGCGCUGGCACGUCAUGGUGGCGAUGAUUAUAUUUUCACAUUACUCACUGGUUAUUUUGAUCCACCUGCUGGAGUUAAGGUGGAUGAAGGGAAAGCAUACAACCCAUACUUUGCCGGUGGUGUUAUUUCCAUGCCACAGCAGUUAUACGAUGAGGGCAUCGAUUAUAAAGAUGGUACUAUUGCUACAAUGUCGCAGCAAGCCAAGGAUGUGGCCACAUUUAUGCACUGGACUGCUGAACCAUAUCACGAUACACGCAAACGUUGGGCUCUCAAGGUUCUUGUGAUGAUACCAUUUGUAACAUUUGUUAUAUUGUACGGCAAACGGUACGUUUGGUCAUUUGUAAAGAAUCAGAAGUUUGCAUGGCGUACGGUAAGGGGACGUGAGCCACCAACUAAGGGUAAAUCUUCGUAG